AUGCAUUUGGAGGCUGCGGAUUUGUCGGGGAUGCACGGCUCGACAGGCUCAGCCCAAGUCCCUCUCGACGAGUUCUACCAGGAGCGUCGCAGAGGACCAGCUGAAGCAGCUCCAGACCAACCCCAGGGUCAGCAGUCGCCUUCGCUCCGCCAGCUCAGGCCAGCGCAGCCCGCCGCACCCCUUCGACUGCCGCUGCCGAAGGACUCCCCCCAGCUCGCCGCCAUGAGGUCGCUGCUCGCCUGCCUGCUCGUCGCGCUGUGCGUCGCCGCCGCCGCCGCCCAUCCAGGGCCCCGCGUGCGGAGGUACGCGCAGCCCGCGCACCAUGAUGUUCAGCGGCUACUUCCGCGGCACCACUACCCGCACGGCGGCGGCGGCUUCCGCCACUACGUGCCGCGCAACUACGAGCCCGAGGCGCCCAUGACGGCGUUCGCGGCGGGCAACACCGUCUCGGCGGGCUCCUACUACGGCAGCAACGCGGAGGCGGCGGGGCGUGGCGCCCGAGUGCGGCCAGUGGCAACGGCAACGGCAACGGCAACGGCACAAACGGCACGCAACGGCAACGGCCACGGCAACGCGAUCCGGCGGGACGAGCCCGCCCCAGCCCGCCCUGAGGUGAUCCUGUCAACGGCGGCGGCGGCGCGUCCUGCCCGACGAGCUGCCGGCCGCCGACGCGCCGCCUACCCGGGCGACGAGCCGACGCCGCGGGAUGCCGAGCAGCCCGCCACCGAGGCCCCGGCCUUCGACAGCGCCGACCCGCAGGAAGCCCAGAGGACGCGCCCGCCCCGCCCGUCAACGAGAAUGCUCACGUCGCCGAGUUGUAGGGUGAUCAUUCUAUUUAAUAACAUGAUUCUUGCUUGGUUCGUAGGAAACGGCAACGGCAAUGGCAACGGAAACGGUAAGAAGAACGGCAACGGAAACGGCAAUGGCAACGGCAACGGCAACGGCAAGAAGAACGGCAACGGCAAUGGCAACGGCAACGGCAAGGGCAACGGCAACGGCAACGGCGGCAAGUCGCGCCCCCGCGCCGACGAUGACGACGACUACUCCGACGAGGAGGACGACUUCCCGGUGCUGCCGGGCAAGCGGGGCCGCGGCCGCGGGGGCUUCUACAACACCUACUUCCCCAUGAUCUUCGGCGGCUACCCCGGCGGGCGCAGCGGCGCGGCGGGCGGCGAGACGCCGGGCGUCGCCACCGCCAUCGCCAACAGCUUCAGCAGAGGCCGCGGCGCCGUCGCCACCAGCCACGCGACGGCCUACGGUGGCCCGCACCUCCUGGGCGGCAACGGCUCGCGCAAGGCGGCAUGUGAUGUCGCGUCGGGCGAACGGCAGUGCGUAGGCGGAGCCUUCCCUGCGGCCCGGGCUGCACCCUGGCCGCACCAGAUCCUCAGGCCAAGGGCCGACGCCCAGGCCCAGGCCCAGGCCCAGGCCCUGGCCCUGGCCCCGCCGGCGCCCGCCGCCGCCCAGCACUGCUGCCAGCCACCUGCCCUCCGUAAUGUGAUUCAACGUGAUGGAUCGUCCUAGUUUAAGAACCUCAAGAUGCUAUAUUUUUACUGUCCCUAAUAUUAAUACUAAGAGAUAUUUAAUUAUUCGAAUAUAUUUUAAAUGUAAGCAAACUAUGUAUAUGAUAUAUAAAUAAAACUAUAUAUUGUAAUA
Gryllus bimaculatus (two-spotted cricket) is the source of this 1653-nucleotide messenger RNA. The record is from the annotation of a GenBank genome assembly. NCBI's taxonomy places the organism in Eukaryota, Metazoa, Arthropoda, Insecta, Orthoptera, Gryllidae.